Molecule: messenger RNA, 336 nt
Organism: Colletotrichum gloeosporioides
Lineage: Eukaryota; Fungi; Ascomycota; Sordariomycetes; Glomerellales; Glomerellaceae
Exons: 1
Coding region: 1-336 (111 amino acids)
Source: RefSeq, a predicted model, not a curated record
AUGCAAGCAUUGCAAAUCGCUUCACAGAGUACUGAAGCCCUUGCGGAUGACCGAAGAGGCUCUCAAGAGUUGCACAUCGCGUCAUCAAACGAAUGCAAUGAUGGCUAUGGGGAAUACAAGCCGGUCGCGGCAGACGAUGGGCUCACAUCUCCAGCACAGUAUCCAAAGCGAAAGGUUGAACUCGCCACAAUACUCGCCGACUGCAUUGCAAUACUACUACCCCUCGGCCUGGUCGUUUUUGUGAUCUUGAUCUGGUCUUUGAAAAGCUCUCGGGUCAUUGCUGACUCUCAUGCUUCUUGGCAGAAUGCGAUCACGGUUGUGAGUUACUUUUCAUAG